AUGGUGAGGACCUUAACAGGCAAUGCCCCUUCAUAUGCAACAGUCAAACGCUGGGUAAAUGAAUACCAUCGUAGCAGGGAGAGUGUGGAAGAUGAUCCCAGACCAGGGAGACCUCCAACUGCAACCACCGAGGACAACAUUGACCUUGCUCUUGGUAUGAUAUUACAAGAUCAUCGAAUAUCAUGUCGCCAGAUAGCUGAGAGACUGGGCGUCUCAAAUGAAAGAGCAGACAACAUUGUGGAAAAAGAACUUGGGUUCUCAAAGGUUUCAGCAAUGUGGGUUCCUCGCCCUUUGACUCCUGAACAGAAACGUACCAGGUGCACUUUGUCCACGAGAACUCUGGAACUGUUUGAAGCCGAUGAAGAGAAUUUUCUUGCUUGUUUCAUCACUAUGGACGAAAGUUAG
Molecule: messenger RNA, 405 nt
Organism: Octopus sinensis (East Asian common octopus)
Lineage: Eukaryota; Metazoa; Mollusca; Cephalopoda; Octopoda; Octopodidae
Product: protein GVQW3-like
Exons: 1
Coding region: 1-405 (134 amino acids)
Source: RefSeq, a predicted model, not a curated record